Ipomoea nil (Japanese morning glory) is the source of this 720-nucleotide messenger RNA. RefSeq names its product F-box protein SNE-like. Gene Ontology annotation, molecular function: protein binding. The transcript has a single exon. The record is from RefSeq and is a predicted model, not a curated record. NCBI's taxonomy places the organism in Eukaryota, Viridiplantae, Streptophyta, Magnoliopsida, Solanales, Convolvulaceae. Gene Ontology annotation, biological process: gibberellic acid mediated signaling pathway; regulation of gibberellic acid mediated signaling pathway. Gene Ontology annotation, cellular component: SCF ubiquitin ligase complex. The coding region runs from base 38 to 544 and encodes 168 amino acids.
CUGCGAUCAGUACAAGUUUCUCUUUGACACGGUUAAAAUGGUGCGGUUUGAAGCGGGAAUGGAAGAAGACGAAGGAGACAAAAGGAGCAAGUUUUGUAUUAACGACAAUGUGGAUGUGCUUAUAGAGAUCUUGAAGAUGCUGGACGGCCCGUCGCUCGGCGUGGCGGCGUGCGUCUGCAGCCUGUGGCGCGCCUGCACCCGGAACGACUCGCUGUGGGAGACCCUCUGCUUCCGCCACGUGCCGCGCCCGCCGGACGCCGUCAGGGCCGUCGUGCUCGCGCUCGGCGGCUACCGGAGCCUCUACAUGGCGUGCGUCCGCCCCGUGCUCAUGAACCGCCUGCUGCUCGGCAAGCCGUCGGACGACGACGUGGCCCGGCGAGUCUGGAGCCGCCACGAGGUGGAGCUCUCGCUCUCGCUGUUUUGUGUGGAUUACUAUGAGAGGGUGUUGCUCGCCGACGGGGAAGGCGGCGGAAGACACGGCGGCGACUCGCCGGCGUCGUCGUCGUCGUCCCUAUUGUUCCUUUGCAAAGCCGUGAACGUGUAAACUAACAGUCAGAGCCACGUCCUGGCGACAAGACGGCGUCGUAUUCUGUUUUACCGUGCAUAAUUUACGGAGUAUUAUUCUUCACCUUGUUUUAAAUUUUUUCCCUUUUAUGGGGAUUCACAAUUUCAUAUUUAUGAACCUUCAUUUAAUUUUUAAUAUCCACUUAAAAGGAGGGG